Messenger RNA from Piliocolobus tephrosceles (Ugandan red Colobus), 5750 nucleotides. It is a transcript of the gene NEK1, whose product is annotated as NIMA related kinase 1. Lineage: Eukaryota; Metazoa; Chordata; Mammalia; Primates; Cercopithecidae. The transcript is spliced from 36 exons. Gene Ontology annotation, biological process: protein phosphorylation. The record is from RefSeq and is a predicted model, not a curated record. Bases 630 to 4559 code for a protein of 1309 amino acids. Gene Ontology annotation, molecular function: protein kinase activity; ATP binding.
GCCGGCCGCUCCCCCUUCGUCUGCAUUUGCUCUAGGGUUUUGGGACGGUAGGUUGCGGAGUCCUUACCCUGGCGUCUCGAGCAGUUGUCCCCAUAACUCGGAAUCUAGAGCUGCUGUUGCGAGGCAGGAGCACGUGGCAGUCAGGUAGCUUCCCAGUCCCGAAUGCCGCCCGUCCCCACCCCGACGUGGCCACUAGCAACGACCUCUGUGAAGUUGGAGAGGCGGUGACGGAGGCACUCCCCCUGCUGCACCCCGCCGUUUCCACGGGGCUCAGAAACCAGUUUGUUUGUUGCGUCGGGGUAGUGUCGACCUGUCUUACGGGCGUUGCCCGAGGCAGGACGGAGUCAAACCCGUGGCGUCAACUGAAGGCGAGUGUCAGGUGUGGAGGGUCUCAGUGACCCCUUUCAGUCUAGACUGUGAGCUGCUGCUGGUUAGACAGACUUGGUUUCUCUUUCAGGAUGUCAUUUUCAAAAUGCGGGAUGGUACCUCUGCUUUAUGAAGCCCCAUAGGAAGACUGCCACACCUAGACUGACGCUUGUUAGUCAUCACCGUUAUUUCUACUAACGUCCUGUGUCACUGAGUUUUUUAAAUGUCUAGCAUAUCUGUAAAGAUGCCUUAGAAAAAGAAUCAUGGAGAAAUAUGUUAGACUACAGAAGAUUGGAGAAGGUUCAUUUGGAAAAGCCAUUCUUGUUAAAUCUACAGAAGAUGGCAGACAGUAUGUUAUCAAGGAAAUUAACAUCUCAAGAAUGUCCAGUAAAGAAAGAGAAGAAUCAAGGAGAGAAGUUGCAGUAUUGGCAAACAUGAAGCAUCCAAAUAUUGUCCAGUAUAAAGAAUCAUUUGAAGAAAAUGGUUCUCUCUACAUAGUGAUGGAUUACUGUGAGGGAGGAGAUCUGUUUAAGCGAAUAAAUGCUCAGAAAGGCGUUUUGUUUCAAGAGGAUCAGAUUUUGGACUGGUUUGUACAGAUAUGUUUGGCCCUGAAACAUGUACAUGAUAGAAAAAUUCUUCAUCGAGACAUUAAAUCUCAGAACAUAUUUUUAACUAAAGAUGGAACUGUACAACUUGGAGAUUUUGGAAUUGCUAGAGUUCUUAAUAGUACUGUAGAGCUGGCUCGAACUUGCAUAGGGACCCCAUACUACUUGUCACCUGAAAUCUGUGAAAACAAACCUUACAAUAAUAAAAGUGACAUUUGGGCUCUGGGGUGCGUCCUUUAUGAACUGUGUACACUUAAACAUGCUUUUGAAGCUGGCAGUAUGAAAAACUUGGUACUGAAGAUAAUAUCCGGAUCUUUUCCACCUGUGUCUUUGCAUUAUUCCUAUGAUCUCCGCAGUUUGGUGUCUCAGUUAUUUAAAAGAAAUCCUAGGGAUAGACCAUCAGUCAACUCCAUAUUGGAGAAAGGUUUUAUAGCCAAACGCAUUGAAAAGUUUCUCUCUCCUCAGCUUAUUGCAGAAGAAUUUUGUCUAAAAACGUUUUCAAAGUUUGGAUCACAGCCCAUACCAGCUAAAAGACCAGCUUCAGGACAAAACUCGAUUUCUGUUAUGCCUGCUCAGAAAAUUACAAAGCCUGCCGCUAAAUAUGGAAUACCUUUAACAUAUAAGAAAUACGGAGAGAAAAAAUUAUAUGAAAAGAAACCACUGCAAAAACAUAAACAGGUGCUGCUGAAACUCACAGGGAAGCUGGUAGGGGCACUGGCCAAACACUCCUGGAAGGUGCCUGUAGGGGCCCAUCAAACUCCAGAGAAGAGAGUGAAUACUGGAGAAGAAAGGAGGAGAAUGUCUGAGGAAGCAGCAAGAAAGAGAAGGCUGGAAUUUAUUGAAAAAGAAAAGAAACAAAAGGAUCAGAUUAUUAGUUUAAUGAAGGCUGAACAAAUGAAAAGGCAAGAAAAGGAAAGGUUGGAAAGAAUAAAUAGGGCCAGGGAACAAGGAUGGAGAAAUGUGCUAAGUGCUGGUGGAGGUGGUGAAGUAAAGGCUCCUUUUCUUGGCAGUGGAGGGACUAUAGCUCCAUCAUCUUUUUCUUCUCGAGGACAGUAUGAACAUUACCAUGCCAUUUUUGACCAAAUGCAGCAACAGAGAACAGAAGAUAAUGAAACUAAAUGGAAAAGAGAAAUAUAUGGUCGAGGUCUUCCAGAAAGCGGAAUUCUGCCUGGAGUUCGUCCAGGAUUUCCUUAUGGGGCUGCAGGUCAUCACCAUUUCCCUGAUGCUGAUGAUAUUAGAAAAACUUUGAAAAGAUUGAAGGCGGUGUCUAAACAAGCCAAUGCAAACAGGCAAAAAGGGCAGCUAGCUGUAGAAAGAGCUAAACAAGUAGAAGAGUUCCUGCAGCGAAAACGGGAAGCUAUGCAGAAUAAAGCUCGAGCCGAAGGACAUAUGGGAAUCCUGCAAAACCUGGCAGCUAUGUAUGGAGGCAGGCCCAGCUCUUCAAGAGGAGGGAAGCCAAGAAACAAAGAGGAAGAGGUUUAUCUGGCGAGACUGAGGCAAAUAAGACUACAGAAUUUCAAUGAACGCCAACAGAUUAAAGCCAAACUUCGUGGUGAAAAGAAAGAAGCUAAUCGUUCUGAAGGACAAGAAGGAAGUGAAGAGGCUGACAUGAGGCGCAAAAAAAUCGAAUCCCUGAAGGCCUAUGCAAAUGCACGUGCUGCUGUACUGAAAGAACAACUAGAACGAAAGAGAAAGGAAGCUUAUGAGAGAGAAAAAAAAGUGUGGGAAGAGCAUUUGGUGGCUAAAGGAGUUAAGAGUUCUGAUGUUUCUCCACCUUUGGGACAGCAUGAAGCAGGUGGCUCUCCAUCAAAGCAACAGAUGAGAUCGGUUAUUUCUGUGACUUCAGCUUUGAAAGAAGUUGGCGUGGACAGUAGUUUAACUGAUACCCGGGAAACUUCAGAAGAAAUACAAAAGACCAACAAUGCUAUUUCAAGUAAGCGAGAAAUACUUCGUAGAUUAAAUGAAAACCUUAAAGCUCAAGAAGAUGAAAAAGGAAAGCAGCAUCUCUCUGAUACUUGUGAGAUAAAUGUUCUUGAAGAUGCCAAAGAGCAUGAAAAAGAAAAAUCAGUUUCAUCUGAUCGCAAGAAGUGGGAGGCAGGAGGUCAACUUGUGAUUCCUCUGGAUGAGUUAACACUAGAUACAUCCUUCUCUACAACUGAAAGACGCACAGUGGGAGAAGUUAUUAAAUUCGAUCCUAAUGGAUCUCCAAGAAGAGCCUGGGGGAAAAGUCCUACAGAUUCUGUUCUAAAGAUACUUGGAGAAGCUGAACUACAACUUCAGACAGAACUAUUAGAAAAUACAACUAUUAGAAGUGAUAUUUCUCCUGAAGGGGAAAAGUAUAAACCCUUAAUUACUGAAGAAGAAAAAGUGCAAUGUAUUUCACAUGAAAUAAACCCAUCAGCUAUUGUUGAUUCUCCUAUUGAGACAAAAAGCCCCGAGUUUAGUGAGGCAUCUCCACAGAUGUCAUUGAAACUGGAAGGAAAUUUAGAAGAACCUGAUGAUUUGGAAACAGAAGUUCUACAAGAGCCAAGUGGAACAAACAAAAAUGAGAGCUUGCCAUGCACUGUUACUGAUGUGUGGAUUAGUGAGGAAAAAGAAACAAAGGAAACUCAGUUGGAAGAUAGGAUCACCAUUCAGGAAAAUGAAGUUUCUGAAGAUGGAGUCUCAAGUACUGUGGACCAACUUAGUGACCUUCAUAUCGAGACUGGAGCCAAUGAUUCUCAGCACUCUAAAUGUGAUGUAGAUAAGUCUGUGCAACCAGAGCCAUUUUUCCAUAAGGUGGUUCAUUCUGAACACUUGAACUUAGUCCCUCAAGUUCAGUCAGUUCAGUGUUCACCAGAAGAAUCCUUUGCAUUUCGAUCUCACUCGCAUUUACCACCAAAAAAUAAAAACAAGAAUUCCUUGCUGAUUGGACUUUCAACUGGUCUGUUUGAUGCAAACAACCCAAAGAUGUUAAGGACAUGUUCACUUCCAGAUCUCUCAAAGCUGUUCAGAACCCUUAUGGAUGUUCCCACCGUAGGAGAUGUUCGUCAAGACAAUCUUGAAAUAGAAGAAAUUGAAGAUGAAAACAUUAAAGAAGGACCUUCUGAUUCUGAAGACAUUGUGUUUGAAGAAACUGACACAGAUUUACAAGAGCUGCAGGCCUCGAUGGAACAGUUACUUAGGGAACAACCUGGUGAAGAAUACAGUGAAGAAGAAGAGUCAGUCUUAAAGAACAGUGAUGUGGAGCCAACUGCAAAUGGGACAGAUGUGGUGGAUGAAGAUGACAAUCCCAGCAGUGAAAGUGCCCUGAACGAAGAAUGGCACUCAGAUAACAGUGAUGGGGAAACUGCUAGUGAAUGUGAAUACGAUAGUGUCUUUAACCAUUUAGAGGAACUGAGACUUCAUCUGGAGCAGGAAAUGGGCUUUGAAAAAUUAUUUGAGGUUUAUGAGAAAAUAAAGGCUAUUCAUGAAGAUGAAGAUGAAAAUAUUGAAAUUUGUUCAAAAAUAGUUCAAAAUAUUUUGGGAAAUGAACAUCAGCAUCUUUAUGCCAAGAUUCUUCAUUUAGUCAUGGCAGAUGGAGCCUAUCAAGAAGAUAAUGAUGAAUAAUCCUCAAAAUGAUUUUUAAUCCUCAACUAUAUGAAAGCAUUUGAAUUUGGCUCAUCAGAAUAACAAGCUUCAGUGGGAAAUACAGCAAUUAUUUAUUUAAAAAAUCAGAUUUAAGAUGGUCUUGCUUAUUGCCUGAAAAAGAUGGAGAAACAUGCCAUUUUUCAAUGAAGAUUCUAAUAUUUUAUCUAUUUUAUUUUGUUCGUUGAAUUCCAUGGUUAAAUCCUGUAAAAUAUAUACUUUAUUAAAUCAUCCAACCAAAGCGUAGGAAACAUUGACCCAGAACCUGGCUUAAUGGUUUCGAAGAUUUACUAUGCAAUAGGGUAACUCUGACUUUCAGCAAUUGUCUUUAGGUUGAGGGAAUUACCUAUGUCAUGAAGGACCUGUCUGUGGUUUUUCAAUGAAGUCUUUAAGAAUGACCUUUUUUCUGUCUAGUACUUGUUUUCAUUCUGGCCAGCAGUUCUACGUUAAAUCAUCUUGUCAAGGGCUCUAUUUAGAUCUAUACAUUUUGAAGAUGAAAUUUUUAGCCUUAAAGUUUAUAUUCUCAAGUCCUUUUACAACCAGUGUGUCUCCUGAACUAGCACACAGGCUGUAGAAACAGUCUUAGAAAUCAUUGAAAGAUUUGAUUAUGAAAGAAUAGCAAAAUUAUAUUUCCUGACAUAUAAAAAGUUGGUUUAAUGCCUUUAUUUCUCUUUAAGGACCAGAACCAGGAAUACUAUAUUGAAAAAUUAGUCUGUGGAUUUAACAUUGACCUAGCAUAUAGCUUAAAGUUGCUCUUUUGGUUUUUAACUUCGUCUCAUACAUAUGUUCCAAGGACAAUGUGAUGUUAAAAAGGAGGACAUAAUUAUUUUUAUGUUGACACUGUGACAGUUUUGGUAACUAAGAUCCUAGAUUUAGUUAGGUCAUUAAGAUGAUGAUCACACAGCUUCAAUCGCAAUAUGCCAAGUAUAACCUGGUUUCGUUAGUGUUGUCUACAGUCCAGAUGUUCUUCGUAAUAAAAGCAGAGUUUUUGAACCUCUGAGUACAAAGCAGGCUGGUUGGCAUAAUAUGUAAUUUGAAAAAUAAAAUCUUAUCUUGCAGCACUAUCAGUAUGUUGAAUUUAUUAUGUGUAUUAUUUCUAAUAUCCAAAACUAAAUACUUGAUUUUUAUAUGUGUGUUUAUUUUCUGAUAUUGCUAUUAAAUUUUUAUUAUCUA